AAAAUCGCGACUGCUGGUAGCCUGUAGACGCAGCCACGCAGGCACGCACAAGUCACAACUCGCAAGUCGCAAUACACGACUUUGAAAUUUCUUUUCAGUCUUCAUCCCCCAUUGACCCUUUUGAAGGAUACAUAAACACCCAACUUUCAAUUAAUUCAAUCCUCCAUCAAUGGCGACGAUCUAUAGUUGUAAAGAGUGCACAACAAACCUAAACCUAACCACAAACCGCAUCUUCCCACCUAAUUUCUACUUCGAAGCUGGCAACAAAAACUCUCUCUCCUUCUCAUGGAUCGACCCAGAUAAAUUCAAGUUUGAAAACGAGGACAAAAUCAGACCCUUUUUUGAAACCCUAAAUUAUUGGGGAAUUCAGAGGAAAAGAACCAAGAUUAUGUGCAAAAAUUGUGGUAAACUUCUGGGUUAUGUGUAUGACGAUGGCCCUCCUUUGGUUGAUACUCCUGGUCAAUUCCAUUUUGGGCCAAGUCAAGUUAUUCCCAGAAAUCCCAGGUUCAGAUUCAGGUCUAAGGCUUUAGUACUUACUUCUGAUUCUUAAUAAUUGUAUUGUAAUUCUUCUUGUCAAUUUUGCUUAGUUGUUGAAUGAUUGUGUUCCUUGUAAUGUGUGAUUGUAGAGAUUACGAUGUUAUUGAUUUUUUUUUUUUUUUUUUUUUUUUUAAUUUUGUAAUUCUUAUUGUAAAUUUUGUGUAAUUGUUGAAUGAUUGUGUGCUUGUAACUAAAUGGGAUUUUAGAGAUUGUGAUUUACUUGCCGAACUCUUAUUUAUACUGCUAGUUCGAAUUUGGUUGUCAUGGGUUCGAACUACAAUUAUGAGACGGUGGGUGAUUUGAUA
Messenger RNA from Spinacia oleracea (spinach), 842 nucleotides. RefSeq lists its product as uncharacterized. Lineage: Eukaryota; Viridiplantae; Streptophyta; Magnoliopsida; Caryophyllales; Amaranthaceae. The transcript has a single exon. Bases 170 to 550 code for a protein of 126 amino acids. The record is from RefSeq and is a predicted model, not a curated record.